This is a messenger RNA of Eptesicus fuscus (big brown bat), 2192 nucleotides long. RefSeq names its product claudin 8 (gene CLDN8). NCBI's taxonomy places the organism in Eukaryota, Metazoa, Chordata, Mammalia, Chiroptera, Vespertilionidae. The transcript has a single exon. The record is from RefSeq and is a predicted model, not a curated record. Gene Ontology annotation, cellular component: bicellular tight junction; plasma membrane. Bases 1 to 678 code for a protein of 225 amino acids. Gene Ontology annotation, molecular function: structural molecule activity. Gene Ontology annotation, biological process: cell adhesion; bicellular tight junction assembly.
AUGGCCAGCUCGGCGCUGCAGUGGGUGGGCCUGCUGCUGGGCGGGGCGGGCGCGGUGGGCACCGUGGCCGUGACCAUCAUGCCGCAGUGGAAGGUGUCCGCCUUCAUCGGCAGCAACAUCGUGGUCUUCGAGACGCUGUGGGAGGGGCUGUGGAUGAGCUGCCGCAGCCAGACCCACCUCCGGCUGCAGUGCAAGGUCUACGACUCGCUGCUGGCCCUGCCCACCGACCUGCAGGCGGCCCGCGGGCUCAUGUGCGCGGCCUGCGCCCUGGCCGCCCUGGCCUCGCUGGCCGCCGCGCUGGGCAUGCGCUGCUCCCGCUGCGCCGGGGCCGAGGCCGAGGCCAAGGGCGCGACCCUGCUGGCCGCCGGGGUCCUGUUCAUGGUGGUGGGCGUGGCGGUGCUGGCGCCCGUGAGCUGGGUGGCCGCCUCCGUCGUCCGGGACUUCUACGACCCCACCCUGGACGACGGCCGGAAGCGCGAGCUCGGGGAGGCGCUGUACCUGGGCUGGGUCUCCGCGCUGCUGCUCGUGGCCGGGGGCGCCGUCCUGUCCUGCGUGUCCUACGUCCCCGGCGAGAGCGGGGGCCCCAGGUACCACCUGCCCGCCCGCCGCGCGGCCCCCAGGAGCUGGUACUCAGAGAGGAAGCCGGGCAGCGUGCCCUCGCGAAGCCAGUACGUGUAGGCGGCCAGGGUUCUUCUCCUCUUUUUACUCUUUAUUACAGAGAGUAUAUAUUCUAUUUCUAAAUGUUUUUUCUGGAGUAUUUUCUUGAUGUCAGAGAGGAAGGGAGAGAUAGAAACUCAAUGAUGAGAGAAUCAUGGAUCAGCUGCCUCCUGCACGCCCCACACUGGGGAUCGGGCCCACAACCCGGGCCUGUGCCUGACCGGGAAUCGAACCCUGACCUCCUGGUUCACAGGUCCACGCUCACCCCCUGAGCCACGCCGGCCGCGCCGUGUGGAGGUUUUGGCUUCACCUCGUAGGUGGCCGCGAUGCCCACUGUUUCCCGCGAGCGGAGCCCGCGGCCUGGACUCGCGGCUCUCACCUGCGGAGCAUCCACCGCCCGUCCCGAGGACGGUUCUGUGGGGCUCAGAGCGCAGCCGAGGAGACAGGGAGACCCGCGCCUCAGCGGCCCGUCCGGAGGUUUGCCUCUUACCACUCCUGGUCCUGCGAGGCCCCGCUUAGUCCCGCCUCCCGGACCUCUCCCAGCCGCCCGUCCAGCCUCUCCACUGCACGUCCCCAGGCCUCAUCGGGCGUCCUUCCUCCCUGACCUGAGCCGGCCUCGCUGACCGCUGCCGCUCCUCGCCGGGACCCCCAGGCCCGGGACGCGGCCGUGUGCGCGGGUCGGAGGACGUGGGUGUCUCCCAGAGACCGGGUCGGGCUCCUGUGGUCCUGAUUCUAAAGGAGAUGCGGGUCCAUUCCGCUGAGUCAACAGAACGCACCCCGCGCCCCUCGGGGCCUGGGGCGAGGUGGAGACGGGACGUUAACGGUUGAAACGCGGCUCAGCGACGCGUGCACGGGGUUUAUCACGGCGGUUUGGACAAAAGGCUUUAAUCGGCGGAUAAAGGCGACGCCGGGCUCUCCGGCUCCUGCCUGCUCUUCCCCGAGGCCUGUCUGUCCUCCGAUCAAAUCAACCACCUGGAAAGGCAGGUCUGCGUCAGGGGCUGCAUUCUGCAAACUGCUUUCGCCAGAACUACACUCCGGAGGCGGCCGGAGGGACCAGGAGACCUUAGAGACGGCAGGGAGCGAAGCGUCUUCUGAACUGCGUCUCAGGGGUGCGUUCUGAUAAGAAGUCACGCGUGUGUGUAUGGAUGUGAAUCGCGUGGUAACUGCGUGAAUAAAGACUUUGGUUUUUACCAACGUAAACAACAGGACAGAAAAAUGAAAUGCCUUGGUUUUAUUUGCUAACCAAAAACCACCACCACCAACAAAAAACCCACGCAAAUUCUCUCUGAACCUGGGCUUCUCCGCGGGGGUCCCGUCACCGUCAUUCCCGGUGUCCAGACACAUUUCCCACGCGUCCCGCUUGUGCUGUGUGUUAGGACGGUAUAGAAAUUGUCUAGUUUUGUGUUUCCUCCAAAGUUGAUGCCAUGGAUCAUCUCAUUUGAAAGUCUGUACCCACAUUUCCUUAGCUGACGUGACUGUCUGCCCUCUGCUUUAUGUCCUUUGUAUUAAUAAAUUUGCCUUUUAUAUAAAUUUUA